AUGGCUAUGGUUAUCGGCGAUGUUGGAAUUGAAGGAGAGACUAUUGCCGCGCUCUUCGACACAGGAGCCGAAUUAUCGCUAGUCACUAUAUCUACAUUAGAGAGGCUUGGUAGGAAUGGUGCUAUCGAUACUACGGUUACCCCUCCCAUUGUCGUGGCAGAUGGUGGAUCAGUUUAUAGUCACUGA
This is a messenger RNA of Perkinsus marinus ATCC 50983, 186 nucleotides long. RefSeq lists its product as hypothetical. The coding region runs from base 1 to 186 and encodes 61 amino acids. Gene Ontology annotation, molecular function: aspartic-type endopeptidase activity. Lineage: Eukaryota; Perkinsozoa; Perkinsida; Perkinsidae. Gene Ontology annotation, biological process: proteolysis. The transcript is spliced from 2 exons. The record is from RefSeq and is a predicted model, not a curated record.